AUGAGAUGUAGCGUUUUGAAACGGACCCGAAAGUACCGCUGGGUACUGCAGUCGCCUAAAGGUUUCCCCAUCUCUCCUGGUGUAAUUGCCGUCGUGAAUCGAGUAGAUGUGAGCCAGCAGUGCGUGCAGUAUAAGUUCUUUGGAGAGCCUGUGGUAGAAGCUUGUGUUGAAAAUGGCGCAAGCUACAUUGACAUCAGUGGAGAGCCUCAGUUUCUGGAAGAAAUGUACCUGAAAUACAAUGACAAAGCUGAGGAAAAAGGAGUAUAUGUCGUUGGAAGCUGUGGCUUUGACUCUAUACCCGCUGAUAUGGGAGUACUGUACACCAGAGACAAGCUGAAAGGUACCUUAACUGCUGUUGAAAGUUUCCUUACUAUGAAUUUUGGACCUGAGGGUUCUUCUCUUCAUGAAGGUACCUGGCAGUCAGCUAUUUAUUUCCUGGCGGAUGAAAACAACCUGAAGACAAUUCGGAAAAAGAUUGGAUAUGCCCCUGUUCCAGUAAUUGGUGCAAAACUUAAAAAAAGACUUGUGUUUUACAAUCAGGAUUUCAGAAAGUACUCCGUUCAAUUCACGCCAUCUGAUGUUUCUGUUGUGGAACGGUCUCAGCGCUAUAUGCACACAGAGUUGAAGGAAACACCGGUGCAGUAUGGUGCUUACGUGAACAUAGGUGGUCUCGGCUCUGUUAUCAAGUUGACGUUUGCUGGCAUUUUAUUUCUUCUCCUUGCUAAGUUUAGCUCUGGAAGAAAACUUCUGAUAAAAUACCCAGAAUUUUUCUCUGGUGGAUACUUCACAAAGAAAGGACCAACCCAGAAACAGAUGGAAAGAACUACUUUUACAAUGACUUUUUUUGGUGAGGGUUACAGUGAAGGGCAAGAUCCACAGAAUGGCAAACCAAAUGUAAAGAUCUGCACUGAAGUCAAGGGACCAGAGCCUGGCUAUGUUACUACGCCAAUUGCAAUGGUUCAAGCAGCUGUAUCUCUUCUGGAAGAUGCAGCUUGUCUGCCUAAACAGGGUGGUGUAUAUUCUCCAGCAGCUGCCUUCUGCAAAACAAAACUGAUUGAUCGCCUCAACAAACGUGGUAUUGAGUUCUCUGUUAUUAGCAAGCCUGAAGUCUGA
Molecule: messenger RNA, 1113 nt
Organism: Chaetura pelagica (chimney swift)
Lineage: Eukaryota; Metazoa; Chordata; Aves; Apodiformes; Apodidae
Product: saccharopine dehydrogenase-like oxidoreductase
Exons: 11
Coding region: 1-1113 (370 amino acids)
Biological process (GO): glycolipid biosynthetic process
Cellular component (GO): plasma membrane; mitochondrion; lipid droplet
Source: RefSeq, a predicted model, not a curated record